Molecule: messenger RNA, 603 nt
Organism: Triticum turgidum subsp. durum (durum wheat)
Lineage: Eukaryota; Viridiplantae; Streptophyta; Magnoliopsida; Poales; Poaceae
Source: the annotation of a GenBank genome assembly
AUGGAGAAGCCGCCGUUCUCCUCCAUGAUCACGGCGGCCGGCCCCUCCAUCUUCAAGGACGGCAAGGGCUGCGGUGCUUGCUAUCAGGUUAAAUGCACCGGCAAUGCCGCUUGCUUCGGCCGCCCGGUGACCGUGGUCGUCACAGACGAGCGCCCCGGCGGCGAGGCGUGUCUGGCCGAGGCUGCCCAUUUCAACCUCAGCGGCAAGGCGUUCGAUGCCAUGGCCAAGCCCGGCCAAGCCGACAACCUCCGCGACGCCGGCAACAUUAGGGUCCAGUACGACCGGGUUCCGUGCAAGUGGCGCGGGCUGGACAUCGCCUUCAGAGUGAAGGCUGGCUCCAACCCGAACUACCUCGCGGUGCUCAUCGACAACGAGUCCGGCGACGGCGACCUGUCGGCGGUGGAGCUUCAGCAGCGCGGCGGCAGCUGGGCGCUGAUGCAAGAGUUGUUGGGCGCGGUGUGGAAGUACAACUCCAUGUCCGCCCUGCGGGCGCCCAUAUCGAUCCGCCUCACCUCCAGCUCCGGCAAGAAACUCGUCGCCAGCAACGUCAUCCCCUCCGGCUGGCAGGCCGACAAGACCUACCGGUCCAUCGUAAACUACUGA